This is a messenger RNA of Papaver somniferum (opium poppy), 12318 nucleotides long. Its product is annotated as E3 ubiquitin-protein ligase UPL1-like. NCBI's taxonomy places the organism in Eukaryota, Viridiplantae, Streptophyta, Magnoliopsida, Ranunculales, Papaveraceae. Gene Ontology annotation, molecular function: ubiquitin-protein transferase activity; protein binding. The record is from RefSeq and is a predicted model, not a curated record. The transcript has 18 exons. Gene Ontology annotation, biological process: proteasome-mediated ubiquitin-dependent protein catabolic process; positive regulation of protein catabolic process; protein polyubiquitination. The coding region runs from base 830 to 11764 and encodes 3644 amino acids.
CUCUCUCAGUUGGAAACUAGAAUAUAUAUCUCUCUCGAUCAGAUCGGUAAUCAAAAGAAAACCCCUCUUUUGAAAACCCCAAAUUUCGUCAGAAAGUUCUGAUUUUUUUCAUUCAAUCUUCUUCUCAAUCUCUUUGUAUAUAUUAUCCCUCUCAUUCUAUCACCAUCAACUCUCUAUUAUCUUUGUAAAGAAUCUUUUCGAUCGAUCUUUUUUAGGUUUUUGUAACUCUGGCAAUGCUUAAUUAAAGAUGAAGUUGAAAAAAAGGAGGGUUUUAGAAGUGUGAGUGCUAUUGUUUUAGAAAAUUAGCAAAAUUAUGAAUUAUCCAGUUCAUUACAAGGGCUUGGUUUGGGUUGAUAUGGAAGUCAAAUACAUCUAAGGGUCAUCAGGGGAAGCUAAUGCAGAUUAGUUGUGAUAGAGCAACAUAGAACUAAGCUUUAAGCCUCCUAAAAUCAAAUCAUUCAUUAACAGCGUCACUGCUGUUCCACAUGAGAAAAUUGAGGAAUCUCUAAAAGGGUUUGCCUGGGAAUAUGAUAAGGGAGAUUUUCACCAUUGGGUCGAUCUCUUUAAUCAUUUUGAUUCAUUCUUUGAGAAGCACAUAAAGUCGAGGAAGGAUUUGCAUAUUGAAGAUGAUUCUCUGGCCGUCGAUUUUCCCUUCCCAAGAGGAGCUGUUCUCAGCAUUCUCCGUGUUAUAAGGAUAGUUUUGGAGAAUUGCACGAACAAGCAUUUCUAUAGUUCUUAUGAGCAGCAUCUUUCGUCUCUGCUUGCUUCUACUGAUGCAGACAUUGUCGAGGCAAGUCUACAAACUUUGGUUGCAUUCUUGAAGAAAACCAUGGGGAAGUGCUCUAUACGAGAUGCAUCACUAGGUUCAAAGUUAUUUACUUUUUCACAAGGCUGGGGGAGCAAGGAUGAAGGCCUUGGCAUCGUCUCAUGUGCUGUAGAGAAGGGUUGUGAUCCAGUAUCUUAUGAAUUGGGUUGUACCCUCCACUUUGAGUUCUAUUCAGCAAGCGGUUCAUCAAAUGAGGCAACAACAACAAACCAGAUGACUGAAGGGUUACAAUUCAUUCAUUUGCCCAACAUACACACCCACGAAGAAAGUGACCUAGAGCUUCUUAAUAACCUAGUAUCAGAGUGGAAGGUACCUCCUAGUUUGAGAUUCUCUUUGCUGACAAGAUUGCGGUUUGCAAGGGCCUUUGGAUCUUUAGCUGCAAGACAGCAGUAUAUAUGUAUUCGCCUCUAUGCUUUUAUAAUACUUGCUCAAGCAAGCCAUGAUGCCGAAGACUUGGCUGCAUUUUUCACUAAUGAGCCUGAAUUUGUCAGUGAACUGGUAAGCUUAAUCAGUUACGAAGAGGCUGUUCCCGAAAAGAUUCGCAUUCUGGGUAUACAAGCUCUGGUUGCUCUUUGUCAAGAUCGUUCCCGUCAGACAACAGUAUUAAGUGCUGUGACUUCAGGCGGCCAUCGUGGAAUUCUAUCCAGUCUCAUGCAAAAGACUAUUGAUUCUAUUACCAGUGAUGUCUCAAGAUGGUCUGUUGUUUUUGCUGAAUCUCUCUUAUCUCUUGUCACUGUUUUGGUUUCAUCGUCUUCUGGCUGCUCGGCCUUGCAGGAAGCUGGAUUCAUACCCACUCUUCUUCCUCUUCUUAAUGAUACGGACCCCCAACACUUGCACCUGGUCAGUACUGCAGUUCAUGUUCUAGAAGCCUUUAUGGAUUAUAGUAAUCCGGCUGCUGCAUUAUUUAGAGAUUUGGGAGGUUUAGAUGACACUAUUGCCCGUUUGAAAAUUGAAGUUUCUCACGUAGAGGAGAAAGGUUCAAAAAAACCUGGAGAAGAGUCCCAGGGUAGUCGCAAGGGAAAAGAAGUGGUUUCAGAUUUUUCAGCGGAGGUAGAUAAUGUACAUCCUCAAUAUAACGAUGCAUUGGUUGCUUAUCACCGCAGGUUGCUUAUGAAAGCUUUACUGCGUGCUAUAUCACUUGGCACUUAUGCCCCUGGAAGUGCUGCUCGUAUUUAUGGCUCUGAAGAGAGCUUAUUACCUCAUUGCUUGUGUAUUAUUUUCAGAAGAGCCAAAGGUUUUGGUGGUGGUGUAUUUUCUCUUGCAGCUACUGUCAUGAGCGAUCUCAUUCACAAAGACCCAACCUGUUAUCCUGUUUUAGAUGCGGCUAAUCUUCCUGCUGCUUUCCUGGAUGCUAUUAUGGAUGGGAUCCUUUGCUCUUCUGAAGCUGUCACAUGCAUCCCUCAAUGCCUGGAUGCACUGUGUUUGAACAACAGCGGUCUUCAGGCUGUAAAGGAUCGCAAUGCUCUUAGGUGCUUUGUUAAAAUAUUCACCUCUAAAUCUUAUCUACAUGCCCUGGCCGGCGAUACUCCUGCUUCUCUGUCGACUGGUUUGGAUGAGUUGAUGCGCCAUGCUUCUUCCUUGAGAGCACCUGGAGUUGACAUGUUAAUUGAGAUCUUGAAUACCAUUUCGAAGAUUGGCAGUGUGGUGGAAGCUUCUUCUUCAGCGAUUGAUUCUCAGUGCUCUUCCGCUCCUGUUCCAAUGGAAACCGAUAUAGAUGAAAAGAAUGUGGUUUCAGGAGAGGAUGGGGAACCAUCCAAAAUGGAAAGUUCUGACCAAGUUACUGAAACUUCUUCUGAGGGCCCAUUGGCUGAUACCGAGUCUAUACUGCCUGAAUAUAUAAGUAAUGCUUCUCGUCUUCUGGAAACCGUUCUUCAGAAUGCGGACACAUGUCGUAUAUUUAUUGAGAAGAAGGGUGUUGAAGCUAUUCUACAGAUAUUUAAUUUGCCAUUAGUGCCUCUUUUUGUUUCUAUUGGUCACAAUGUAGCUGCUGCGUUCAAGAAUUUUUCGCCUCAGCAUUCUGCUGCUCUAGCUAGGGUGGUGUGCUCGUUCUUGAGGGAACGUUUGAAGUUAACUAAUGAAUUAUUAAGUUCUGUGGCAGGAUCUCAAAUCGGUAGGAUAGAGUCAGCAAAGAAAAGUGAAGUCUUGAGAUGUCUUUCUAGUCUGGAAGGUCUUCUGGCUUUUUCCAAUUCGCUUUUGAAGUUGUCCAGCAGUAUGAUGCCUGAACUGGGAAACGCAGAUGCUGAUGUUGUGAAAGAUUUAGGGAGAGUUUACAGGGAAAUACAAUGGCAAAUAUCUUUAUCCAGUGAUAUCAAGGUGGAAGAGAAGCGAGGAGAUCAAGAAUCAGGAUCCAAAGAUGCUUCUGCAUCAAGUGGUCUUGGAACUGAAGAUGAUUCUAAUCUUCUUCCGAUGGUAAGAUACACGAGUCAUGGCACUAUGAGGAAUGGUUCUCGCUCACCAUGGAAUGCGGAGCAGGAGUUUUUGUCUGUGGUUCGUUCUGGAGAAGGCAUACAUCGUCAUGGACGACAUGGGUUAGCACGGAUUCGUGGUGAAAGGCUUAUUCGACAUAUGGAGUCUUCAAGCAUUGACAUAGAAGGUCCUAGAAGUGCAUCAGAGAGUUUUUCUGUCCAAGAUGUCAAAGCAAGAAGUCCUGAUGUUGUCUUACUGGAAAAUCUAAAUAAACUUGCUCUUACGAUGCGUUUGUUUUUUGCUGCUCUUGUUAAGGGGUUUACAGGUCCGAACCGUCGUAGAGCUGACUCUGGUUCUGUGAGUGCUGCCUCUAAGAGCCUUGCUACAUCCCUUUCAAAAAUCUUUCAUGAGGCUCUGAGUUUUUCUGGACACUCUACUUCAGCUGAUCCUGACAUGUCUCUGUCAGUGAAGUGUCGUUAUCUUGGAAAAGUUGUGGAUGACAUGGUGGCUCUCACUUUUGAUAGCAAACGGCGUGGAUGCAAUACAGUCCUGGUGAAUAAUUUUUAUGUUCAUGGAACCUUCAAGGAACUUUUAACCACAUUUGAGGCUACAAGCCAAUUGCUCUGGACUUUACCUUUUUCUGUUCCUUUAUCCGGGACUGACCAAGAUAAGGCAGGUGAAGAAGACAAGCUGUGUCGCUCAUCUUGGUUGAUUAGUACAUUACAAAGUUAUUGCCGUAUGCUAGAAUAUUUUGUAAAUUCUGCUCUCCUUUUGUCCCCGACGUCUUCAUAUCAAGCUCAGAUGCUUGUUCAGCCGUUUGCAUCAGGAUUGUCAAUUGGCCUGUUUCCUGUUCCAAGGGAUCCCGAAGUUUUUGUGCGUAUGUUACAGUCUCAGGUUCUUGAUGCAGUCCUUCCUGUAUGGAAUCACCCCAUGUUUCCUAGUUGCAGCUCUGCUUUCAUCUCUUCAAUGGUUUCUCUUAUUACACACAUAUAUUCCGGUGUAGGAGAUGUAAAGCGGGGAAGAAAUGGUACCACAGGAAGUGCAGCUCAACGUUUCAUCGCCCCACCUCCUGAUGAAUCUACUAUUUCUACGAUUGUUGAAAUGGGAUUUACUCGUACGAGGGCAGUUGAAGCACUGCGACGGGUGGAAACAAAUAGUGUUGAGAUGGCCAUGGAGUGGUUGUUCAGUCAUGCCGAAGAUCCUGUGCAGGAAGAUGAUGAGUUGGCUCGGGCACUUGCUUUGUCACUUGGAAGUUCGUCAGAAACAUCAAAAGAGGAUAACACUGAUAAGGCGAAAGAUGUGCUUACAGAGGAGAGAGUAACAGAUGCACCUCCAGUUGAUGAUAUUCUUGCUUCUUCUAUGAAGUUGUUCCAAAGUAGUGAGUCGAUAGCUUUCUCAUUGACAGAUUUGCUUGUGACACUCUGUAAUCGAAACAAAGGCGAAGAACGUCCAAGAGUUGUUACCUAUCUGAUUCAGCAAUUGAAGCUCUGUCCUUCAGAUUUUUCAAAAGAUACAGGUCUCUUGUGUACGUUAUCACAUAUUUUGGCCUUGCUUCUUUCUGAAGAUGGUGGUACUCGAGAAACUGCUGCAGAAAAUGGUAUCGUCUCUGCUGCAAUUGAUAUCUUGACGAACUUCAAGGCGAGGAAUGAGUCAGGAGAAGAGGUUGCGGUCCCAAAAUGUAUAAGUGCUUUAUUACUUAUCCUGGAUAACAUGUUGCAAUCUAAGCCCAGAGUUUUACCCGAGUCUACUGAAUCUAUGACAGAGUCUGCUGAAGACCAACCUCCACAAUCACUCUCCACAGGUGUAGAAGAGAACAAACCUGCUUCGGAGGAGGCCAAGGAUAAAGAAGCUAGUAGUAAUGUAUUUGAGAAAACAUUAGGGAAGUCUACUGGUUACUUGACUCUUGAGGAGAGCCAAAGGGUACUUUCAGUUACUUUGGAGUUUAUAAAACAGCAUGUCCCAGCUGUGGUCAUGCAGGCUGUUCUGCAGUUAUGUGCUCGCUUGACAAAAACCCAUACUGUAGCCAUGCAAUUUCUUGAAAAUGGAGGUUUGGUGGCCCUUUUUAGCCUCCCAAGUAGUUGUUUCUUCCCUGGAUACAAUAGUGUAGCAUCUGCUAUCGUUAGGCACCUACUUGAAGAUCCCCAAACCUUACAAACAGCUAUGGAGUUGGAGAUUCGACAAACUAUCUCUGGUACUCUUAGCCGUCAUGCGGGUCGUCUUUCACCUAGAAUUUUUUUGUCAGCUAUGGCACCUGUUAUUUCUAGAGAUCCAGUGGUCUUCAUGAGAGCCACAGCUGCAGUUUGUCAAUUGGAGACGUCAGGAAGCCGGAUAAACGUGGUCUUAUCUAAAGAAAAAGAAAAAGAAAAAGAGAAGGAAAAAGACAAAUCAAAAACAUCUUGUGGUGAAGCUGGACUAUCUUCUAAUGAUGGUGUUCGGAUAUCUGAAAAUAAGCAGCAACUUGAUGGUCCAGGCAAAUGUUCUAAAGGCCACAAGAAGGUUCCUGCUAACCUCACACAAGUGAUUGACCAGCUCCUGGAAAUAGUCAUGAGUUACCCUUCAGCACAAAACCAGGAAGAGUUAACAAAUUCAUCGGUUCCUAUGGAAGUAGAUGAGCCUGCUAUGAGGAAAAAGGGUAAAUCAAAAGUUGAUGAUACAAAGAAAGUGGAAAUGAAUAGCCUCUCAGAAAGAUCGACUGGGUUAGCAAAAGUGACGUUUGUCCUUAAGCUGUUGAGUGAUAUUCUUCUGAUGUAUGUACACGCAGUCGGGGUGAUUUUAAAACGGGAUCUGGAAAUAUGCCAACAACGAGGAUACACUUCAGUGGAUGGUUUUGGGCAAGGUGGAGUACUGUAUCAUAUUUUGCAUCGGCUACUCCCGCUAUCUUCUGAUAAAACUGCUGGCGCAGCUGAUGAAUGGAGUGACAAGCUGUCUGAAAAAGCCUCAUGGUUUUUAGUGGUGCUCUCUGGUCGUUCUAGUGAAGGGCGUAGACGUGUCAUCAAUGAAAUUGCUCGAGCGUUAUUUUCAUUUUCAAACCUGGAGAACAAUUCAUCAAAGAACAUCUUAUUGCCAAAUAGAAGUGUUUUAGCUUUUGCCGACUUGGUUAAUUCGAUAUUGUCAAAGAAUUCAUCCUCAAGCAAUUUACCUGGUCCUGGUUGCUCACCAGACAUAGCAAAGACAAUGAUUGAUGGAGGGAUGAUUCAGUCACUGACUAGUAUUGUACGGAUUAUUGAUUUGGAUCAUCCUGAUGCUCCAAAAGUUGUGAAUCUCAUAAUCAAGGCUUUAGAGAGCUUAACAAGGGUUGCUAAUGCUAGUGAACAGCUCAGGUCGGAUGGGUCCAAGAAAAAAGUUGCUGUAACAAAUGGGAGAAGUGGAGAUCAAACAAAUGCAUUUUCAGCUGGUGAAGCUGUGGAGAACAACCAGAAUCAGAUCAAUCAACAGGAGGGUAACGAUGCUCCACAACUUGAGCAACAUCAGCUUCAGGGUACUUCUAAUACUGACGGGGAUCAAGGUGGGAGUCCAGAUCAGUCCAUGGAGCAAGAUACAAGAGUAGAAGGAGAAGAAACCACUGCUAACCCGCCUGUGGAGCAUAGGGAAGAGUUCGUACGGGAGGAGAUGGAAGAAACUGGUGCAUUACACAGUAACAGUGACGGAAUUGAGAUGACUUUCCGAGUUGAACACAGGGCAGAUGAUGAAAUGGGUGAUGAAGAUGAUGAGGAUAUGGGAGAUGAUGACGAGGAUGAUGAAGACGAGGAUGAGGAGGAAGAGGAUAUAGCAGAAGAUGGUACUGCGCUGAUGUCUCUAGCAGAUACUGAUGUGGAGGACCAUGACGAUAGUGGUCUCGGGGAUGAGUACAAUGACGAGAUCAUUGAUGAAGAAGAUGAUGAAUUCCAUGAAAAUCGUGUUAUAGAAGUGAGGUGGAGGGAAGGCUUGGAUGGUUUAGAUCAUUUGCAGGUUCUUGGCCGGCCUGGAGCUGCAGGAGGCCUCAUCGAUGUUGCUGCCGAGCCUUUCCAGGGGGUAAAUGUGGAUGACAUAUUUGGUCUUCGAAGGCCUCUAGGUGUUGAGAGACGCCGUCAAACUGCUAAUAGGACUCUACUUGAGCGGUCUGGUGGUCUUGAUACUGGUGGUUUUCAACAUCCGCUCCUCACGAGACCAUCCCAAUCUGGGGAUCCAGUUAGUUCAGUGUGGUCUUCAUCUGGAAACUCAUCUAGAGAUUUGGAAAGUUUACAGGUUGGAAGUUUUGAUGCAGCGCACUUUUAUAUGUUUGAUGCUCCUGUUCUUACAUCUGAUCAUGCAUCGGCAACUCUCUUCGGUGAACGGUCUGUUGGUGCUCCACCACCACCUCUGAUAGAUUUUUCUCUUGGGAUGGAUCCCUUGCAGCACUUGGCAGGAGGACGAAGAGGACCGGGUGAUGGACGGUGGACUGAUGAUGGUCAGCCUCAGGGAAGUAAUCAAGCUGCUGCUAUUGCUUAUGCAGUAGAGGAUCAUUUCAUAUCACAGUUGCGCAGUGUGACUGAUGCCAACAGCCCUCUAUCUCAAAGGCCGGCGGAGAUCUCAAGACCGGAGGAGAAGCCACAAGCAGAUAUUCCACCAUCCCAUAUUGAUAGUCAAUUACUGAUAGCUGGUGAUAUCAUUGAUAGUCAGCAAAGUGAAGUGCAACAUCAGGAUGUUAAUAUUGAAUUAACAGAUAAUCAAGAGAAUCCAACAGAAAGUGAACAGGUUGCUGGCAGAGACGAGGAUGGAAGUUUACGAGUGGUGGAAUGUAUGUUAACACAUCCGGAUGCAUUAAACAGGAUCCCAGAUGGGAGUGAAAGCAUGGAAAUUGGCGAGGAUAGUGGUGCUUCUGCUGAACAGUUGCAGGCCGUGCCUGAUUUCGUUACCUCAUCAGAUGGCAUUCUCAAUUUGGAUUCAAGUAACCGGGAUUCAUCUCUGCAGGGUGGAUUAGAUUAUGGAUCCUCAAGGACGGAUAGCCAGUCCAGUAAUUAUGCACGUCUAGACUCUGGCUCAGAAAUUCCUGAGGCUGUUGAUGGUCAUGCUUCUUCAGUUCAUUUAACUGCCGAUGUUGAGAUGGAUGGUACUCACGCUGAAGAGAAUCAGGCUGAACGUGUUAUUCUUGCUUCUGAUGUCAGGGUACAUGAAUCGCUUGCUGGACCGAGCGUUCCAGUGGCCGAGGAUGGUAAUCAGGGUGAUCAAACCAGUUCUAAUAAUGAAACUUCAAGUGCGAAUACUAUUGAUCCAACCUUUUUGGAGGCACUGCCAGAAGAUUUGCGGGCAGAAGUACUGGCUUCCCAGCUUGCCCAACCCGUUCAAGCCACCACAUACACACCUCCUUCUGCAGAAGACAUUGAUCCUGAAUUUUUAGCUGCUCUUCCCCCAGAUAUCCAAGCAGAAGUGUUAGCACAACAACGGGCACAAAGAGUUAUACAAUCUCAUCAAGCUGAAGGUCAAGCAGCUGACAUGGAUAAUGCUUCUAUUAUAGCUACAUUCCCUGCUGAUCUGCGUGAAGAGGUUCUUUUGACUUCUUCCGAAGCGGUACUAUCUGCGCUACCUUCUCCAUUACUUGCUGAAGCCCAGAUGCUGAGAGAUAGAGCAAUGAGCCACUAUCAAGCCCGCAGCCUUUUUGGAAGCACCCAUAGGCUUAGUAGUGCUAGGAGGAAUAGUUUAGGAUUCGAUAGGCAGACAUUGAUGGAUAGGGGUGUUGGUGUUUCAAUUGGUCGAAGGACGGCUUCAGCUUAUGCAGACCGUCUGAAGGUGAAAGAAAUUGAAGGUGCACCUCUUCUGGAUGCAGAUUCCUUGAAAGCUUUGGUCCGGCUCCUGAGGCUAGCACAGCCCCUUGGAAAAGGCCUUCUUCAGAGACUGUUGUUGAAUCUUUGUUCACAUAGUAUUACGAGAGCGAAUCUUCUCCGCCUCUUGCUAAGUAUGAUAAAACCUGAAGCUGAAGGUUUAGUCAGUGGUCCAGCAUCAGUUUCUGCUCAGCGGCUUUAUGGCUGCCGAUGGAAUGUUGUAUAUGGUCGGUCACAGCAUUUGGAUGGUCUUCCACCCCUGGUAUCUCGCAGAAUCCUUGAGAUAUUGACAUAUCUAGCAACAAAUCAUCCAGAAGUGGCACAUAUCCUUUUCUAUUUUGAUCAUCGAUUGGUCACUGAUUCACCAAUUUCCGUGGACGAUAAGAAUGAUAAAGGAAAAGGGAAAUUAAUUGAAGGAACAGACGUGCCCAACCAGCUCGAAGCAUCUCAAGUCGGGGAUAUACCUCUAAUCCUUUUACUGAAGCUCUUGAGUCGACCACUGUUUUUACGCAGUAAUGCUCACCUUGAACAGGUUAUGGGGCUGCUCCAGGUAGUUGUUUUUAAGGCAGCCUUGAGGUUAGAGUGUGAGACCCAAUCUGAACAACCUGCGGCCACUUCCCAGGCUGAGCCUGUUAAUGAAGGAGCAGAGGACAUUCAACAUGAAUCUCCUAUAGUAGAACCAGAUUCCAACCAAGAGUUGAUAAAAGAUACCAGUGCUAAUAUAUCCACACUGGAGCCAAAGAGAACCACCAAUCUUUAUGAUAUUUUCUUGCAGAUUCCAGAGUCUGAUUUGCGCAACAUUUGUGGCCUUCUGGCUCGCGAGGGGCUUUCAGACAAAGUACAUUUGCUUGCUGCUGAGCUGGUAAAGAAAUUGGCUUCCACUGCAAAGCCACAUCGGAAGCUGUUUACAGCAGAAUUAGCAGGUUUAGCUCAUAGUUUGAGUAGCUCAGCGGUGAGUGAACUUGUUACCCUGAGGAGCACAAACAUGUUAGGGCUGAGUGCUGGUUCUAUGGCUGGGGCUGCUAUCUUACGUGUUCUACAAGCACUUAGUAACCUCACUUCACCGAUUCCGGAAGGGAGUAAAGGUCAAGAGAACGAUGCGGAGCAGGAAAAGCUAACUGAUGUAUUGAACUUAAAUGUAGCGCUUGAGCCACUAUGGCAAGAACUGAGCGACUGCAUAAGCACGACUGAGGUAAAACUAGGUCAGAGCCUGGUGUCUUCUCCCAUAUCAAAUCCAAAUCCCAGGGACCCUGUGGGAGGUAACCCUUCUUUGUCUCCACCACUUCCUCCUGGAACCCAGAGACUCUUACCUUUUAUCGAGGCAUUUUUUGUUUUGUGUGAGAAGCUACAAACAAAUGCAACUGGACAGCAAGAUCAAGUCAAUGUUACUGCCAGCGAAGUUAAAGAUGGUGCAUGGACUUCAUUUGCGUUAGAGAAAUUUGAUGGGGUUGUCCAAAGGCGACCUGAUGGUGCUGUUACAUUUGCUCGGUUUUCUGAGAAACAUCGGAGGCUUUUGAAUGCUUUCAUCAGACAAAAUCCAGGCUUGCUGGAGAAAUCACUUUGUAUGAUGCUGAAGGCACCAAGACUAAUUGAUUUUGACAAUAAGAGAGCGUAUUUCCGCUCUAGAAUCAGGCAACACCAUGAGCAACACCCAUCUGCCCCAUUACGCAUUAGCGUUCGCCGUGCAUAUGUUUUGGAAGAUUCCUAUAAUCAGUUACGGAUGCGCCCCACUCAGGACUUGAAGGGGCGCCUAACUGUGCAAUUUCAAGGUGAGGAGGGAAUUGAUGCUGGUGGGUUAACUAGAGAAUGGUAUCAAUUGUUGUCCAGGGUCAUAUUUGACAAGGGAGCUUUGCUUUUCACCACUGUGGGAAACAAUGCAACAUUUCAACCAAAUCCUAAUUCGGUGUACCAAACUGAGCAUCUUUCUUACUUCAAAUUCGUGGGCCGUGUGGUUGCUAAGGCUCUAUUUGAUGGUCAACUUUUGGACGUUUAUUUCACGCGCUCCUUCUACAAGCACAUUCUUGGUGUAAAGGUGACUUACCAUGACAUAGAGGCUGUUGAUCCUGAUUAUUAUAAGAACUUAAAGUGGAUGCUGGAGAAUGACGUGAGUGAAAUACCUGAUUUGACCUUUAGCAUGGAUGCUGAUGAGGAGAAGCACAUUCUUUACGAGAAAACUGAGGUUACCGAUUAUGAGCUUAAACCUGGAGGAAGAAACUGCAGGGUCACAGAAGAGACAAAGCAUGAGUAUGUAGAUCUUGUGGCUGGCCACAUCUUGACAAAUGCCAUUCGCCCUCAGAUCAAUUCUUUCCUGGAAGGUUUCAAUGAAUUGGUACCCCGAGAGCUUAUUUCAAUUUUUAACGAUAAAGAGCUUGAACUGCUUAUUAGUGGGCUUCCAGAAAUUGACUUGGAUGACCUACAGGCCAAUGCUGAGUAUACUGGUUACAGUGCUGCUUCUAAUGUGGUUCAGUGGUUCUGGGAAGUUGUCAAAGCGUUCAGCAAAGAAGACAUGGCAAGGUUGCUUCAGUUUGUCACUGGGACAUCCAAGGUCCCUUUGGAUGGUUUUAAAGCUUUGCAAGGAAUAUCUGGUCCUCAGCGAUUUCAGAUUCACAAGGCGUAUGGGGCACCAGAGAGGUUACCAUCAGCUCAUACCUGCUUUAACCAACUGGACCUCCCCGAGUAUUCCUCCAAGGAACAGCUUCAAGAACGCUUGUUGCUUGCAAUUCAUGAAGCUAGUGAGGGUUUUGGCUUCGGUUAACAAAGUUGAUAAAAAAUGAGGUUAAGCCAGAGAAGCCAGCAAGUUCUUCAUGUGUUGCUAUGUACAUAUACAGAGGUGACCCAUUGAGGUUGACAGAGAAGAGAUAUAACUUUCACCAAAAGGCUCGUGAACACUGUGGCGAUUAAGUGUCAACUGGAUCAGAAGUUUAUUUAAGUUUGGAAGCUUAUAUAGACUGUGGGUACUAUUUACAAUAGAUAAUUUCCUCACUUUCUAUUGAGCGGCAGAUUUUAUUAUUCUGCGUUCGGAGGGAGUUGUGAUGGCAUAGCAGCGGCAGCAACAAUUUGCAAGUUGCAUUGAGAAGUCGUUCUUAUCUAACUCAAAUUCUUUGUUUUCCUGAAUACUAGUAUAACCUAGCAAACCAUAUAUAUCUGCCGCAACCUUGUUUAUAUCGCUGUGGCAUAAUCCAUCUAUCGGCAGUUUCUCUCGCUUUUUUUUUCCUUAUUCGGGGGGGUUAUCUACCUUUUUUAUUUUAUUGUGAAUGCUGAAUUACUUUCUCUAUAUAAUGAAUAAAAAGGCGGGUUUAUUUGGUUUUA